Messenger RNA from Cavia porcellus (domestic guinea pig), 841 nucleotides. Its product is annotated as protein FAM170A-like. Gene Ontology annotation, cellular component: nucleus. Gene Ontology annotation, biological process: fertilization. The coding region runs from base 5 to 841 and encodes 278 amino acids. Lineage: Eukaryota; Metazoa; Chordata; Mammalia; Rodentia; Caviidae. The transcript is spliced from 2 exons. The record is from RefSeq and is a predicted model, not a curated record.
AGAAAUGGAACACUCUCCAGAGCAUGCCUCGGAGACAUCUGAGGUGGUUCCAAGCCCAAGUCUAGAUGCAGGAGAGACUAUCUCAGCCUCAGAACACUUGCCCUGCAUUUCUUCUUCAAGCACGCACAUUCCCGUGGACCAGGAUGGUCCUGGAUCUUCCAAUAUGCCUCCAAACCAUGAUAUGAUGGAGACGGAAAAUUCCUCCUUCAUGCAUUCUGAUUUACCUUCCUCCUCAGCCAAUAACCCCUCGAUGUCUGCAGUAGGUACUGAAAAGGAAAGAAUAAUGAAUGUUUACUACAAGGUUGUACCUGUGAAAAGGGGUGUGGCUGCUUUGGAGGAUAUAGAAGAUUUGGAGCCUCCUGCAAAGAUGAUAAAAAUAGGAAAUGUUGUCUGUCAGGAGACGGUCCCUCCAAAAAUCAGCUUCCCUCCUAUGAGUCUAGCAAGUAUCCUAAGUCUCGGUGAGGGCAGCUUGGAUGGUGAACGGCAAGGAGAAAGGGAAGAGGCUGAGAAGCCACCUGAGAAUCUGGACCUGGAGGCGGGUCCCAGUGCCAUGGCACCUGCAGAGCUGGAGCACAUGUAUAGUGGCUUUAGGUGCAUGGGCUGCCUCCAGGUCUUCCCUAAUUUGCAGAUGCUCAAGAAGCACCUGGAGGAGGGCAUAGAGGAGGGUGGUUCAUGCAUUAAUCUUGUCCUUUCCAAAAUGAGGAACAAAAUGAAUAACAGCAAGAUCACAAGCAAGGAGACAAAUAUCACAGAAGCAUGUGGAAAUGAUAUGGAGAUAUUUUUGAAGUUCUUGGAAUUUUUGAUUCUUUGUUGCUUUUUGUAUUAUUAUUAUAAUAAAUAG